This is a messenger RNA of Pseudomassariella vexata, 819 nucleotides long. Its product is annotated as glycoside hydrolase family 61 protein. The transcript has 5 exons. Bases 1 to 819 code for a protein of 272 amino acids. Lineage: Eukaryota; Fungi; Ascomycota; Sordariomycetes; Amphisphaeriales; Pseudomassariaceae. The record is from RefSeq and is a predicted model, not a curated record.
AUGUUGUCAACACUGAUUCCAGCAACUCUUAUCUACCUGGCAAGUGGAGUCGCCGCUCAUGGCGGACUCUCCAACUACACUGUCGGCGACACAUGGUAUAGGGGCUAUGACCCUAACGAAGCUGCCGCAGAACAAGAAGGCCAGCCCUGGAUGGUCCAACGCACCUGGGCGAGCAUCGACCCCAUCUUCUCUCCCGACGACCCGGGCCUAGCAUGUAACUCUCCCGCCGCCCCGCCUCCGUCCUACAUCCCCAUCAGCGCGGGAGAAAACCUGACGGCGGUGUACUGGUACUGGCUUCACCCCAUGGGCCCCAUGUCCGUCUGGCUCGCCUCAUGCGGUUCAGAAUCGCCAUAUUCUUGUCAGGAAGCUGAUGUCAACGAGCUGAAGUGGUUCAAGAUUUGGGAGGCGGGAUUGUUGAGCGAAAAUGUGGAGACGGGCAUAUGGUGGCAGAAGCAGUUCCAGAACUGGGACGGUUCGCCGGAUUUGUGGCCUGUGACGAUACCUGAGAACAUAAAGCCGGGGUUUUAUAUGGUGCGGCAUGAGAUUUUGAGUAUACAUGUUGCGGGCAAGCCGCAGUGGUACCCGGAGUGUGCGCAUUUGAAUAUUAGUGGGACUGGGACGGCAGUACCAUCGGAGGAGUAUCUGGCGAGGUUUCCAGGGGAGUAUAGUAUGAAUGACCCCUCGAUCAACAUUGACAUUUACAGUGAAGUAAAUCAGAACAUGACGCAUUACACUAUCCCUGGCCCACCAGUGUGGGAUGGGCUUGUUAACUCUGAUCGAAAAGGCGCAGCACUCAGAGUGAGUGAUUAUGUCGAUUAA